Cephus cinctus (wheat stem sawfly) is the source of this 1350-nucleotide messenger RNA. RefSeq names its product sentrin-specific protease 8. The transcript has 3 exons. The coding region runs from base 611 to 1273 and encodes 220 amino acids. Gene Ontology annotation, molecular function: cysteine-type peptidase activity; deNEDDylase activity. Gene Ontology annotation, biological process: proteolysis. The record is from RefSeq and is a predicted model, not a curated record. NCBI's taxonomy places the organism in Eukaryota, Metazoa, Arthropoda, Insecta, Hymenoptera, Cephidae.
GUCAGAAGGAAGCAUUUGUAAAUGCUCUUCCCGUGGCUUUCUUCGUAGUCUCCUCCACUAUCCGGGCCACGCACACCAAACUCUUCACGGACGCCAAAGAGGAACACUUUCACCUCAUGGGUCCGACCGUGAACUUGGACCCGUUUCGAAUCCCAGAGAGAAAGAAAGACGUUCUCAUCCUUCUCAUGGGAUGUAGACGUUUUACCUACCAAUAAGAAUUACUGGUUGGUUGCUUCUUAACCUACUUACCUACUCGCUAACAUAACGAGUGUCUAGGGAUCUGUAUAUACACAUAUGCUAUACGCAUUCACGCAUUUAACGUCGAUUGUGAUUCUACGUAGCUUCUUUGUCGAGCACUAAGUACCUACUCGCAUCCUUAGUAUGUUAUGAAGGACGUGUUUUCAAAUGACGCGCCAGAACAACAGAAGAUCUAACCCUUCACUCUCCAUGAUAUAACCUCUCCAGGGAGUGAAUUUAUGACUUUUUAGUGAAAUUUUUUGGGGUCGCAGAUAAUUACAUUGCUGAGGAACUUUUGGGAUGUAGUGGAUAGAUAUUGCCAGAAACAGGAACUGCUCUGUUCCAGGAUUACACUCUUGGAGUGGAUUUUAACAUGUCCAGAAACGAUAAAAAGCUAAAUGAUGUUGUUUUGAGUUAUUACGACUGUCUCCUACGUCGUGCUGAUGUUAAUUUACUGAAAGGUCCUUGUUGGCUUAACGAUGCUCUUGUGGGAUUCUACUUUGAAUAUCUGAAUAGAAAGUUUCAGGAUGCUGAUACAAAUAAAAGUCUGUUUAUUAGUCCUGAGAUGACACAGUUAUUGAAAUUAUCUGACAUCUCAGAAUAUGAUAUUUUUUUGGAGCCUAUAAAUGUAUCGAGUAGUGCAUUUGUAUUCUUUCCUUUGAAUAACUGUGAUAGUAGAGUCAACGCUGGUGGUUCUCACUGGAGCUUAUUAGUAUUUUCACGUCCAGAAAAAAUAUGCUUCCACUUUGAUUCCUCAAAAGGAAUCAAUAGAGACAUAGCCAAGGAAUUUUCUAGAAAAAUCAUGGACUAUCUGUUGGGCAAAGGCCUAGGUAGUUUCACGGAAGUAAACUGCCCUCAACAAGAUAAUGGAUAUGACUGUGGUUUAUUUGUACUCUGCUUCACAGACAUUCUAUCCUAUCAUAUUAAAGAUAAUAAAAAAAUUGAUAAAUGCAAUUUUGACACAGUCAAAAAUACUGUUCGAAGUAAGCGUCAGAGUCUUUUAGAGUUUGUCAACGAACUGUCUGAUAACUCUUAAAAAAAAACAAAUGUCAAAGAUAUUCAUAAUUAAUCCUUUAUACUAAUAAAUAAAGUGUGCCAAUAUUACACAAAGUU